Molecule: messenger RNA, 708 nt
Organism: Protomyces lactucae-debilis
Lineage: Eukaryota; Fungi; Ascomycota; Taphrinomycetes; Taphrinales; Protomycetaceae
Product: phosphatidic acid phosphatase type 2/haloperoxidase
Exons: 1
Biological process (GO): phospholipid metabolic process
Molecular function (GO): phosphatidate phosphatase activity
Source: RefSeq, a predicted model, not a curated record
UUCUUUCAAUCGUAUCUAUUUGAUUGGUGCACAGUCAUUGGUGCGAUAGUAUUUUUCCUGCUUCUCGAGCAUGGCCUGCAUCCCUACCAUCGACAAUUCGCGAUAGACGACCGCUCGAUCCAAUUUCCCUAUGCCAAGCACGAACGGGUCCCAGUAUGGCUUCUCUUUAGCAUCUCAUACCUUAUGCCAGCGAUAAUUAUGACGCUAUACUGCACAACAAUGAAGCUAUCACGCAAAACGCUGCAUAUGAGCGUCCUUGGGUCGAGUUGUUCAACGGCCCUUACCAUUUUUGCAACGGCACUCAUCAAAAAUGGAGUUGGUAGACCGCGCCCUGAUUUGCUAGACCGCUGCAGGCCGCAAGCUGGUGUAGGACCAGGACUCGUGACGAGUGCGGUGUGUACAGCAACGAGUGCUCAUUUCUUGGAUGAGGGAUUUCGUUCCUUCCCAAGCGGCCAUGCGUCUUAUGCCUUUGCAGGCUUAGGCUUUCUGAGCUUUUGGAUUGCCGGGCAGACUGGCUUGUUUCUUAGCCCGCCGCGUUCAUGGAAGUCGUUUUUGGCAUUGACGCCUUUGUUGGGAGCAUGCUUGAUUGCUAUUUCACGCACGCAGGACUAUCGGCAUCACUGGCAGGAUGUGACGGUGGGUGGUAUCAUGGGCCUGGUGAUUGCUUUCUUUGCAUACCACCAGUACUUUCCUUCACUUGGCACAAAG